AGAUUUCAGGUCUUCGGAAUCAUGAGAAAAACACAGAGGGGAGAAAAAUGAAAUGUGCCUUGAAUGUGGGAAAUAUUUUUCCUCAAAAUCAACCCUGGUGCUACAUCAGAGACGUCACACUGGAGAGAGACCCUAUGAAUGUCCAGAAUGUGAGAAACAAUUUAUGUAUUAUCAUCAACUUCAGAGACACCUGGCAUGGCACAAAGGGAACCUACCCUAUAAUUAUGAUGAGUGUGGGAAAAGUUUCCUUUCGCCAGCCCAUGUUCAGAUGUAUCUGAGAAUCCACACGGGGGAGAAAUGUGGGAAGAUCUUUUCUCAGAACGCAAACCUUUCGUCCCAUGAGAAGACUAGUGCAGGAAAAAAAUCUUACAAGUGCUGUGAGUGUGGAAAAUAUUUCAGCCAGAGUUCAGGACUUUGGAGACAUCAGAAAACACACACAGGGGAGAAAAACGAAAAGUGCCUCGAAUGUGGGAAAUGUUUUACCUUGAAAUCAAACCUGGUGCAACAUCAGAGACGCCACACUGGAGAGAGACCCUAUGAAUGCCCAGAAUGUGAGAAACGAUUUAUGUAUUCUUUUGAACUUCAGAGACACCAGGAAUGGCACAAAGGGGACCUACCCCAUAAAUGUGGGGAGUGUGGGAAAAGUUUUCUUUCGCCAGCCCAUGUUCAGAUUCAUCAGAGAAUCCAUACAGGGGAGAAACCCUACAAAUGUGGGGAGUGUGGGAAAUGCUUUUCCCAAAAACAACACCUUGGACGCCAUCAAAAAUUCCACACAGGAGAAAAGCCAUACAGAUGCGUAGAGUGUGGAAAAUGCUUUGUAGACAAGCGAGGCCUUCUGGGUCAUCAUAAAAUCCACACAGGGGAGAAGCCAUAUCAAUGCAAUGACUGUGGAAAAUUUUAUAGUACCUUAUCAGCCCUUAGAAGUCAUGUGAAAAUUCACACAGGGGAAAAAAACUACAAAUGUUUAGACUGUGGGAGAGCAUUUGCUCAUUCAGGUUCCCUUAGAAGUCACAGCCGAAUCCAUACAGGAGAGAAGCCCCACAAAUGCUCAGAGUGCGAUAAAUGUUUUUCACGGAAAGAUUCUCUUGUGAUGCAUCAGCGAAUCCACACUGGAGAAAAACCUUAUAAAUGUCUGGAGUGUGGGAAAUGUUAUGUCCAUCCUUCAACACUUCGCGUGCACACCCGAAGUCACACAGGAAAGUAGCCUUACAAAUGCACAGAGUGCAAGAAACCUUUUCCUAGUAAAUCAAAGCUAAAAAAGGACCAAAAAGUCCAUAGCAGAGAUAAAUCUCCAUUGUUCAGCGGUGAACAACAUUGGGAACACUUUUUUUCAAGACAUCUUAACAUUUACCAGGAACCAUAUAUUCACACAGAGAUAUUUAUACUAACGUUCUUUCUGUGCAUAUAAUGCUGAAUAAAAGUAUUUUUUAAAAUAA
Messenger RNA from Pantherophis guttatus, 1436 nucleotides. RefSeq lists its product as uncharacterized. Gene Ontology annotation, biological process: regulation of transcription by RNA polymerase II. Lineage: Eukaryota; Metazoa; Chordata; Lepidosauria; Squamata; Colubridae. Gene Ontology annotation, molecular function: DNA-binding transcription factor activity; RNA polymerase II cis-regulatory region sequence-specific DNA binding. The record is from RefSeq and is a predicted model, not a curated record.